AUGGCAUCGCCGCCGCGCUCACCAACUAUACCAGACCACGUGCUGAGAACCUAUGAAGAACAGUACAUUACUGGACCUCUCCUCGCUGCACUAUUGAAGCUGCAGAAUCAGCGGGAGGCGACUGACAACACGGAAGCGCCUUUCAAACGAGUGCCAUACAACAAAACCCCUGAACCGAGCUGGGGCCGACAAUCUCCGCAACUCACACCAACUCCUUCACCCUCGCCAUCGCCGAAGACAUCGCAUCGCAAACUGCAAUCCUUUCCAACUCCACCCGACACGUCACCCCUGCGCAAGGACCCAGCUUCCGCAUCACCUAACAAACCCGUCGCCGUACGUCGCCGACCUCGUCACCAGCAAGUUUCGCAAACUCCAAAGCAACCCUUUCACACUAUGCUUCGUCGCUCACGAGCCCGCAUGGGUCGAGCCCAGGAAAGGCGCUUUUUCGAGCUGGAUGCGUCUGGUCGAAGGGCCAGGCGCAUUGUUGAAUGA
Exserohilum turcica Et28A is the source of this 492-nucleotide messenger RNA. RefSeq lists its product as uncharacterized. Bases 1 to 492 code for a protein of 163 amino acids. NCBI's taxonomy places the organism in Eukaryota, Fungi, Ascomycota, Dothideomycetes, Pleosporales, Pleosporaceae. The transcript has a single exon. The record is from RefSeq and is a predicted model, not a curated record.